CCCUCGGCGGCGUUACGUCAUAUGGAACUAUCCAGGUUCCAAACGGAGGAAACGUUCACGUCAAUGCGCAAGUGAAAGGGUUUGGCAAGCUCCGCGAGGCAGUGAAGCUAAGUAAAACGGGAAAAAAACCCCAACCAAAACAACCAUCAUUCAAGGGUGAAGAUGAAGAUGAAUUCAUUAUCUGUACUGUGUCUGUUACUUCUUUUGUUUCACACCCAUUUCACAUUGGCUAAGAAAGGGGGCGGUAGCUUUGGGAAAAGCUUCAGCUCAAAGAAGUUCCCUACAUCAAACCGAGGCACUAAUACAGGCCAGAAAAAUAAUCAGGGUGGAUACCCCAAACAGCCUGGACAAACCAAUCAAGGAGGCUACCCUCCGCAGCCAGGAAGACCUGGGUAUCCGGGCGGCUACCCUCAGCAGGGGGGUGGAGGAGGGUACCAUAACCAGUAUCCAGCACGGGGCUCCCCAUAUGGAGGAGGUUAUGGCGGUCAUGGAGGUUAUGGCAGUCAUGGAGGUUAUGGCGGUCAGGGAGGUUAUGGAGGUUAUGGAGGUUAUGGAGGUGGAUACAUCAACCAAAACCCCAACAACAAAAUCCUGAGCCCUCACUAUGGUGGCAGCUUUGGUUACGGGGGCUACGGUGGUGGGCGUGGCUCUCCCUUUUCCAACUCAGUUCAGGCAAUGGGGGUGUAUCCCCAAGAUAACUCCAGAGGGUUUGGGCGCAGUGCAGUAAUGGCAGCAGCUGGAGGGGCGAUGGCAGGAAUGGCUCUGGGCUACGGGCUAGGGAGGUUCCCUCGUCCUCCCUUCCACUUCCACAACGCCCAGGAAGAGCAUUACUACAACCACUACAUGUACAGGAAAUAUGGCGUCAAGUCUACUGAUAACGAUGACUACAGCAGAGACUACAAGUACAGCCAACCACCUCGGUCCUAUGACAGCUUCAUGGACUCAUGCAUGAAGAGAACAGACGUUCUGCCUGAGGAGAAUCAAAAGCCAAAAAACAAACCAGCUGCCGCCACAACCACCACUACAACUACUGUUGUCACCUCAGCUCCAGACACUGGCACAAGCAGCAACAAAACAGAAACCAACAGUACUGCAGCAGAACAGUCGUCAGCAUCUGCAUCUACCACUCCUCGCUCUCUGAAUCGGCCUGAAGCCAGUCCUGUGCCUCCAGCUUCACAGGCUGUCAGUGAGGCUGAUGACGAUGAUACAGUCAGUGUUGUGGAGAUCGGCUAUCCGGCACUGAUUGAGCAGCUGAAGGCCAGGAGAUGUUUGGAGCUGUACAUGGUUUACUCUGAAAAGUACUUGAAGAGAGAGACAGGAGGGGUGCAGGGACUGGAGAUGGGCUUGAAAGGGCUUUUAGCUGUGGUCACCAGUACAAUACUGAUGCUACUGAACAGCAACAUACUAAUGUUGCCGCACUGAGGCCUUCAUUAACAGUGAAAAUGAUGGAGAAUGUGUCCAAGAAUUUCACCAAACAGAUGGAAAACAUUUAUGGAGGGAUUAAUCUCUUACAGUUCCUUUUUAGGCUGCAUGUUUGAAAUAUGUAUUAAUGGAAAGGAAAUCAAAAGUGUUACAAGAAAUUGCACUCCCCUUUUACUCCUCCUCUUCUGAAAGAGAAAGGGCCCAUUAACUGUACUCUGAUGCACGAUUGUGAUGGUGGUGAGAAAUUUGAUCCAUUAAUGUCCAUUUAGAUUUAAUUUAACAGGCUCUCUAGCCAUAUAAUUGAUGAGUGGCACCAGCUCUGACUCAUCUCUGUGCUUUUAAAACAUAUUGACUGGCUAGGAUCUUUGUCCUUUCUAUGUCUCAGAGGAAACAGCAUCUGAGAGGGUUAGUCGGCACCCACGGGUCCGGUACAGUCUCUGUCAUGGUGAUGAUCUGUAUAAAUAAACUGCUUUGCAAUGAUAGAGAUGUGCUUUAAGUAUGAUAUAAUUUCAUCAACUCCAGACACAUUUAUGUUCAAUGACUCUGUUUCAAGGGCAGAGUUGGAAAACUGAACUUGUUCGAUAUUCAAUUAGCCUACUAUCCCCAAGACUGCUAGUAUCAGUGUUUUAGACUGGGAGGUUUUACACUAUAAGCAUGACUGGGUGUUUGUAAUGGAUCAUAUCUACUGAUGUGUUUGUAGCGUGAAACAUAUGUGAACUUUUAUCAUAUAAGGUCCACUGAGCCACAGAAACCCAAACCAAAAAGGCAGAUGAUUAUAUCUGUGGGUACUUAUUUAAUUCGGAUAAACAGAUUCUCUAAACAGACAGUUGCUGUUGUCCUAAUACGCCUAAAAUGACAGACUUUGAAGUCAAUGCAAGCAAAGAUCACUUUCUCUGAAUGUUUAUUCAUUUUUCCAUGUGUACUGCCUUCACUUUGUAAAGUAUAUUGUAUAUUUUCUCAUAUUUUUCUAUAUACUUCCCUCCCUCCCGUCGCUUGUCUGUCCAGUGUUUUGCCUCUCAUCCCGGUCUCUGGUGUAGCUUGUGAUUGUAGAAGGGCUCUUAAAGUAUAAGACUCCUGAACCACUAAUUCUGCAAUACAUCUCCCAAAGCUACUGAGUGUUAUCUUGCAUUAUCAGCUGAGCUUCACCAAGCUUGAUUAUCACAAUAAUACUUUUUAUGGAAUUGAUUAUGGAAGCUGAUGACUUCAAAAAAACAUUUUAAAUAGGCACUGUCUGGAGUUUGAAUUGCAAAAAGUUCAUACUCAAAACUUCUUGACAAAACACAAACGUGACUAACACACAAUCCCUACUACUAGAAACAAUGUUGGUAUAAAGUCGUCUCCUCAACCUUAGCUUAGUCAAUCAGGGAGAAGCUUCACCACUAACACCUUCUGCCUUUUGAUUGUUCUGUUUAGAAAUCUCUCGCUGCUCUCCGCGAUUCGCUUAUCACUGAACUAUAAUGACAACACUUUUUAUAGUUAGUAGACAGUAAAACAAUCCCUGACCCCAAGUGGUAAAAAGUAACAAAAAAAACCCACAGUGGACUUUUAAUGUGUUGUCGUAUGUAGCCAAUGUUAUCAUGUGUCUGGCUUUGAAUGUAUCUGAAAAUGCACAUUAAUCACUUGUAAAGACAUGAAUGCCUUCUCCUGUGACGGUUCACAUUUACUGUGCUGUUGGAGGUUCUACUGAACACUGAGCUUUGACUCGCAUUUUAUGCUUUCUGGUCAAAUAAACUUCUUAACUUUA
Messenger RNA from Seriola aureovittata, 3166 nucleotides. RefSeq names its product AT-rich interactive domain-containing protein 1B-like. Gene Ontology annotation, cellular component: membrane. The record is from RefSeq and is a predicted model, not a curated record. The transcript is spliced from 2 exons. Gene Ontology annotation, biological process: protein homooligomerization. NCBI's taxonomy places the organism in Eukaryota, Metazoa, Chordata, Actinopteri, Carangiformes, Carangidae. Bases 163 to 1422 code for a protein of 419 amino acids.